ACAGUACCGGUUUUGACUUGCCAUUGGUAGUCACGUUGCUCGGCUCGUGCUUAGUGAUUAUGUUUUGUUUAUGAGUCGUUAUCAAAACGAAGUAGAACGUUCCACCACGACCCCCAGAGAGAUAGAAAUCGGAUGGUUUCCCCGACGAUUUUCUAACGCGCUAUCCCGUAACUGUGGCCAGGGUCUGGAACGAGUGUGCAUGCAAGCGGAGGAGUAGCGUCACUCCACUCCCUCCCCCUUCGUAUUUGUUUUCGGAUAAAACGUCGCAUAUCAAUGCUUAUGUCAAGUUGACAUAAUAAAUAUCACUACUGUGAUAAACGUUAUCAUUAUGGCAUAGAAUCGUAGCGUAACCGUACGAAAGAUAAAUCCCAUUUAUUCACCGAAGAGAUUUUACGUUGUUGGGAAGCGCGUUUUUCCGCGUGUGUGUAAAAAAUGGGCGUGCUCUCGCGUAGACGUUCCUUAUUAAUAAAAUUAAUAGUUGUAGUGUCGACCGCGUGGUUUACGAUAGCGUUCCUGCUGUACUCGGAGGAUCGGUCGCGUCCCGCUCUCGCCCUCUCGUUGCAGAACGGCCUGGUCAACCGGGAGGCGCGCGAACUGCCGGAGGACAACGCGAUAGAUCCGGUUAAUCCGUUUAAAAAUGACGCUAACGACGUGGAGGAGGAGGAAAAGGGAAAUCUGCCGCCGCCGAAGAAGGAGGAGGAUAAUGGUGUCCUGUUACCGCCGCAGAGCUUGGCCGGGGAGAUGGGUAAACCGGUCGUGUUGCCGACCAAUCUUAGCGCUGAAGUUAAGAAAAUGGUUGACGAUGGCUGGCUGAAGAACGCUUUCAACCAAUACGUUAGUGAUAUGAUCAGCGUCCAUCGAAGCCUACCUGAUCCUCGAGACGAGUGGUGCAAAAAGCCGGAUCGCUACCUUGAAGACCUGCCGCCGACCUCGGUGAUAAUUUGCUUCCACAACGAGGCCUGGUCGAUAUUGCUUAGGACGGUACAUUCCGUUUUGGAUCGCUCGCCCAAGCACCUGCUGACGGAGGUGCUGCUGGUCGACGACUUCUCCGACAUGAGUCACCUAAAACAACAGCUGGAGGACUAUUGGGCCAAAGAGCCCAAGGUGAAAAUCGUACGUGCGAAAAAGCGCGAGGGACUGAUCAGGGCGAGACUGCUAGGUGCGAGGCAUGCGUCGGGACCGGUGCUGACUUACUUGGACUCCCACUGCGAGUGCACGAAUGGGUGGUUGGAGCCGCUUCUCGAUCGGAUCGCGCGGGACUCGACGACCGUCGUUUGUCCGGUCAUCGACGUCAUUGACGAUACGACGCUGGAGUACCACUGGCGGGAUAGUAGCGGCGUGAACGUCGGCGGUUUCGAUUGGAACCUCCAGUUUAAUUGGCACGCCGUGCCCGAACGGGAGAAGACCAAGCACAAGAACAGCGCCGAACCGGUUUGGAGUCCAACCAUGGCCGGUGGACUGUUCAGUAUUGAUAAGGCUUUCUUCGAGAAACUGGGCACGUACGACAGCGGCUUCGACAUUUGGGGCGGCGAGAACUUGGAGCUGUCGUUCAAGACGUGGAUGUGCGGCGGAACGUUGGAGAUCGUACCGUGCUCGCACGUCGGCCACAUCUUCAGGAAGAGAUCGCCGUACAAGUGGCGCAGCGGCGUCAACGUGUUACGCCGCAACUCGGUGCGAUUGGCCGAGGUCUGGUUGGACGAGUACGCGAAAUACUACUACCAAAGGAUCGGAAACGACAAGGGCGACUUCGGCGACAUUAGCGGCCGAAGGGAGCUUAGGAAAAACCUGAAGUGCAAGACCUUCAAGUGGUACCUGGACAAUAUUUAUCCGGAGCUUUUUGUACCGGGCGACGCCGUUGCGAAUGGGGAGUUCCGCAACUUGGGUUACGGAGGAAAGACGUGCUUGGAUUCGCCCGCUCGCAAGUCCGACUUACAUAAACCGGCCGGCCUUUAUCCGUGCCAUCGACAGGGGGGAAAUCAGGUAAAGCACACGUUCGUUAUUCACGUUUCUCUACUUUUACAGGUGGCUAAUGGGGACCGAGAUUAUUGUCUUGAUUCCGCCUGCAAGCCAGAAGAUAUGCACAAGCCCGUUGGGCUUUGGCCUUGUCAUAGUCAAGGUGGAAAUCAGUACUGGAUGUACAGCAAAACGGGCGAGGUGCGUCGCGACGAGGCGUGCCUGGACUACAGCGGCCAAGAGGUGAUCCUCUACCCCUGCCACGGCUCGAAGGGCAACCAAUAUUGGGACUACAACGAGGACACGAAACUAAUUAGGCACGGUAGUAGUGACAAGUGUCUGGCGAUUAACGAGCCCAAGACGAAACUAGUGAUGGAGCAGUGUAAUAGUGAGCUGACGCGUCAGCGAUGGACCUUAGAACAUUACGAUCGCAGUAAACGUAGUAACUAGAUCCGCCGAUGUGCUUUAAAUAAGUGUACAAUGGAACUAACUUCAUGUGAUAGUGCUAUUUUGAGUUUUAAAUUAUCCUUUUUUGGGAUGUGCUCAAUUUAUACAUUCCGUUAAUUUUCGUACUUGAAGGAUGAAGCGCAAUUUUUUAUAUACAACAAUUAUUUUAAUUUAUAAUAAUGUACUUAAUUAUUGUUAUUGUUAUCAUUCCUUUUGUUUUACAAUUAACUCAAACUGGGGACACUCGACGAUCUGAAAUUUUUUGUUGUAGCUGAACUGUGAUAAAGUUUUUUUUGUCUUGACUACCUUAAAACUAUUAGAGAGUGAUCUCCAGUUUCAGUUGAUGCGUUUUCGUUUAACUGACGGUUUAUAUCACCCAAUGUAAACCAGGCCAGUUUGUCUCUUUGGUAAAACAGCUUUACUACAACUGUACUGCAUACGUACUCGAUCAAGGUUGGUAAAAUACGUUUUUUACAUAUCGUCAGGCAUAUCGUUCCGUUAAAAAAAUUUUUACGCAACUUUUACAAAUGAAAUCACAUGUCGUUUUGAAAAAGUAUGAUAUUAUCCUUGAUUUUCUCAACAUGUGGGUAUAGUUUACUCUUAUUUUAAUUGUAUAUACGGUAGGUACUUAAACGUCUUGUACUUUCUUUAAAAUAAGAAUCAGCUUAUUUUUGUAGUCCCAAGUCGUCGAACUUUUUAUUAUUUGCUCAAGAGUAUUAUAAAUAAUUAGCGUGUGAUUAUUUAAAUUAUUAACGUAGGGUCAGAACUUUUAAGAUAAAUUAUAGAUUCCCCGCAUGCCAUUUUAUACUGUUUUAUAAGUUGUGGGCGAUAUUGGUAGAGAAGAUGUACAGAAACUGAAAGUGUCGGCUUUUUAUAAGUAUAAUUUAUCAUUUUUUUGUAAAUCUCACAGCUAUGAAAUUGUUGGUAAUUUGAGAGUAUAUUAUAGUCAUUGUGUUUUGCAUGAAUGGUGUAAUUAAUAGGCCAGUUAAAGAUGUAUUAAAAUGUGCCUUAAACUAUCUUGUAUCAACAUAUACAUACUGGUUAAUAAAGAUUGUGUUUAUGAUA
This is a messenger RNA of Photinus pyralis (common eastern firefly), 3465 nucleotides long. It is a transcript of the gene Pgant9, whose product is annotated as putative polypeptide N-acetylgalactosaminyltransferase 9. Gene Ontology annotation, cellular component: Golgi apparatus. NCBI's taxonomy places the organism in Eukaryota, Metazoa, Arthropoda, Insecta, Coleoptera, Lampyridae. The record is from RefSeq and is a predicted model, not a curated record.